AUGCCUUUAUCUAAAACUGUUUCAGUAAGAAGCCGCCCACACCCACUUGGACGAGUAAAAGAAACUUCUGAAGUGGGCACGAGGAACGGCUCCGGCCUCAGCAAGUAUCCCGUCAUCGUGUUCAUCCACGGCGAGUCCUACGAGUGGAACUCCGGCAACCCCUACGACGGCUCCGUCCUCGCCAGCUACGGCGGCGUGGUCGUAGUCACCAUCAACUACCGCCUGGGCAUCCUGGGCUUCCUGAACGUGAACCCGGGCGACGAGCAGCGCGCGCCCUCCAACUACGGCCUCAUGGACCAGAUCGCGGCGCUGCACUGGGUGCAGGAGAACAUCGCCGUGUUCGGCGGCGACCCGGCCAGCGUCACCGUCAUGGGCCACGGCACGGGAGCCGCCUGCGUCAACCUGCUGAUGACGUCUAGCGCCGUGCCCGACGGCACGCUGUUCCACCGCGCCGUGCUGAUGAGCGGCUCGGCGCUGGGCCCCGGCGCGCUGGUCGACAACCCGGGCCACUACGCGCGGCAGGUGGCGCGCCACGCCGGCUGCUCCCCGGACCAGCCCGCCACGCAGCUGCUGCGCUGCCUGCGCGACCGGCCGCUAGAGGCGCUGCUGUCGGCGGCGGUGCGCGCGCCAGACUUCUCGCCCGCCUUCGGGCCCAGCGUGGACGGCGUGGUGGUGGACGGCGGGGAACCGCCGCCUCCUCCCUCCGAGGGCUCCUCCUCCUCCUCGUCCUCCUCCUCCUCGUCCUCCUCCUCGUCCUCGCCCUCCUCCCCGCUGGAGAGCAAGGCCGUGGUGUCGCGCCUCGCGCGCUACGACCUCCUCUUGGGAGUGGUGCGCGCCGAGGCCUACCUCGCCUUCUCCGGGGACGACGUGCUGUACGGCAUCGAGGCGGACCGCCGCUCCAAGAUCCUGCGCACCUUCGUCCGGAACACCUACAGGUACCACCUGUCGGAGAUCCUGGCGACGAUCGUGAACGAGUACACGGACUGGGAGCGGCCCGUGCAGCACCCCAUCAACAUCCGCGACGAGACCCUGGAGGCGCUGAGCGACGCGCAGGUGGUGGCGCCCGUCGUGCGCACCGCCGACCUGCACUCCACGGCGCGCCGCAACUCCUACCUCUACGUCUUCGACUACCAGACCAAGUUCGGCGACUACCCGCAGAGGCAGGGAUGCGUGCGCGGGGAGGAGCUGCCCUACGUGUUCGGCGCGCCGCUGGUGGGCGGGCUGUCGCACUUCGGCCGCAACUACACCAAGUCGGAGAUGCUGCUGUCCGAGGCCACCAUGAUCUACUGGAGCAACUUCGCGCGCACGGGGAACCCGAACGAGCCCCAGGAGGCGGACCUGGUGCACGGCAUACGGCAGGAGAGGAACCGCUUCAAGAACAUCGAGUGGGCUGCCUACGAGGCCGUGCACAAGAAGUACCUCAGCCUGGACACGAAGCCCAAGGUGAAGUCGCACUACCGCGCGCACCGCCUGUCCUUCUGGCUGAACCUGGUGCCCGACCUGCACCGGCCCGGCGGCGAGGACGUGCCCGCCUCGCACCACCUGCUGCCCGGCGACGGCGACGACUACCCGCCGCCCCCGCCGCCUCCCACCCCGGCGGGCCCGCCCCCCGCCGCCCCCGCCACCCCCGCCGCCGCGGGCCCCGACGCCUCGCCCGAGACCUCGCCCGGCAACGCCUCCGCCACCAGCCAGCCGCUGCUGCCGUCCGAGGAGGCGGCGUCACCCGGCCCGUCCGCCCCCGCCGCCGCCGCCCCCGAGGACGGCUUCGCCGCCUACUCCACGGCGCUCAGCGUCACCAUCGCCAUCGGCUGCUCGCUGCUGGUGCUCAACGUGCUCAUCUUCGCCGGCGUGUACUACCAGCGCGACAAGACGCGCCUGCACCAGGAGGCGCCCGGCGCGGCGGCGGCGGCGGCGGCCAAGAAGCGCGCCGAGAACGGCCAGAUGCCCAACAGCAUCUGCGGCGACCUGCUGGUGGAGGGCGUGGUGAAGGCGUCUUCCGACCACCACCGCCACCACCACCACCACCACGCGCACCGCCAGCUGCCACCCCCGGAGUUCGCCGACCUGCCCGCCGCCGGCCGCGCGGACCCCGCCGCCGUGCCGCGCCCGCCGCCUCCCCCCAGGACGCCCAAGCCGCCGCCGCCCGAGACGCAGCCGCUGCUGCCGUCGCACAACAUGCAGCUGCUGGGGGCGGCGCCGGCGGCCAAGACGCGCGCGGCGCAGAUGGAGGAGCUGCGCGUGUGA
Bacillus rossius redtenbacheri is the source of this 2244-nucleotide messenger RNA. Its product is annotated as neuroligin-2-like. The transcript is spliced from 9 exons. The record is from RefSeq and is a predicted model, not a curated record. NCBI's taxonomy places the organism in Eukaryota, Metazoa, Arthropoda, Insecta, Phasmatodea, Bacillidae. Gene Ontology annotation, molecular function: signaling receptor activity; neurexin family protein binding. Gene Ontology annotation, cellular component: synapse; plasma membrane; postsynaptic membrane. Gene Ontology annotation, biological process: neuron cell-cell adhesion; synaptic vesicle endocytosis; chemical synaptic transmission. The coding region runs from base 1 to 2244 and encodes 747 amino acids.